AUUUCUUGUAAUCGAUUGAAUUGCUGUCUGAGCUGUUGUAAUGCGCAACGAUUUUCUGAGUGAUGAGGCCAAUUUGGCAAUUCAGUCAGAUUCGUUUAUACAUCCUGGGAGGUGGUCGCACUAAAGUUAGGUUGUCGACAAACUACAUUUUCCCCCCAUCGAGACACGAUUUGCGAUUUUGAGGAAGAAUGACCAGUCGGGCACGUGCAAGAUCACGAGGCAGGGCUCGUGGUCAGGAGCCAGCUGCACCUGGAGCGGCUCAGUCUCGAGAGCCUGCACCAAAAGCUGCACCACAAGCAGAGGGUGAGCUGGUUGGUCGAGGGAGGCAGAAAAGUGGCCCAGUACCUUUUGCUGAAGCAGCUGUACAACAGAUCUCAGCAGGAUUUCAUCAGGUGAAACUGGGAGAAAGAGGUGGACGUCGUAGAGAUUUCCAUGAUGUCGGAAUUUAUACCAGGCAGACAAUGGAGCAUGUCAGAGAGUCAAAGUCUGGAACAAGCGGCUCUGCUAUCCAGCUGUCAUCAAACUUCUUUCGCAUCCUCUCCCGCCCUGAGUGGCUUCUGUACCAGUACCACGUGGACUUCAAACCACCAAUGGAGUCUCGUCGCCUAAGAUCAGCCCUUCUAUUUCAGCAUGAGCAAGCCCUGGGGUCAGCUCACUGUUUUGAUGGAGCGAUUCUGUUUCUGCCUCUCAGACUUCAUAACAAGGAGACUGUGUUACACAGCAAGACAAGAAAUGGGGAGGAAGUUCAGAUAACUGUCACCUUGACAAAUGAACUGCCACCAACAUCACCAGUGUGUCUGCAGUUUUACAACAUCAUAUUCAGAAGGAUUUUGAGAAUCCUCGGCAUGCAACAGAUUGGACGCAACUACUACAAUGCCAAAGAUCCACUCAACCUCCCAAACCACAGACUGACCAUAUGGCCAGGCUAUACCACAGCUAUUUUGCAGUACGAGUCAUCUAUCAUGCUGUGUACCGACGUGAGCCACAAGGUGCUGCGUAGUGAGACGGUUCUUGACUUUAUGGUCAACCUGAGGCAGAAGUGUGGACCUCGUUCGUUCACUGAGAUCUGUGCCAAGGAGCUUGUUGGACUCAUCGUUCUCACUAAGUACAACAACAAAACCUACAGGAUUGAUGACAUCGCUUGGGAUCAGACCCCAAACAACACUUUCACCAGGGGGGACACAGACAUCUCCUUCAAGAACUACUACAAAAAUCAAUAUGGCCUUGAAAUCACCGAUGGCAACCAGGUGCUGCUGGUCAGCAAUGUGAAGAGGGUUCGUCCCGGUCAAGCUCUUGCUGGACCAGCUAUGCUCAUCCCAGAGCUGUGCUACCUUACAGGCCUGACUGACAAGAUGCGUGCAGAUUACACCAUUAUGAAGGACCUGAAUACUCAUACCAAGCUGCUCCCAGAACAGAGGGCAGCACGCCUCCUCAGUUUUUCAGCUACUAUAAAUAAGGAUGCUGAAGCACAGGAAGAGUUGGAGAAAUGGGGACUCAGCUUUGAUAAGCAACUCUUAAAUCUGACUGGCAGGGUUCUACCGCCAGAGAGGAUUUUCCAGGAAUCAAGAUCGUAUAGCUAUAACCCCCGGACAGCUGAUUGGAUGAGAGAGAUGCGUGGGUUGGCCGUGAUCUCUUCUCCUCCACUGCAAAACUGGCUGCUGCUCUACACAAGACGGAACACCAAGGAAGCUCAGAGCCUCCUGCAGACCCUCCACAAAGUCACACCACCACUUAGGAUCUUGUUACAAAAAGCUGUCAUGAUUGAGUAUGAAGAUCACCAGGAGUCUCUCCUGAGAACCCUACAGCAAAAUGUUGGAAAUGAAAUACAGAUGGUGGUGGUGAUCCUUAGCAGUAACAGGAAGGACAAAUACGACAGCAUUAAGAAAUACCUUUGUGUAGAUUGCCCCACUCCCAGCCAGUGUGUUUUGGCCCGCACCCUCAGCCGACCUCAGGCCCUCAUGACUAUUGCUACCAAGAUUGCACUGCAGAUGGCCUGCAAAAUUGGAGGAGAGCUAUGGAGUGUGGAAAUCCCUCUCAAGCAGCUGAUGAUUGUGGGCAUUGACUGCUACCAUGAUACAACUGCUGGGAAAAGGUCCAUUGGUGCUCUGGUGGCCAGCCUAAAUCAGAGCAUGAGCAGGUGGUACUCAAAGGUCAAAUUGCAAAACAGAGGGCAGGAAAUUAUGGAUGGGCUGAAGAUGGCUUUUGCUGGUGCACUCAAAGACUACUUCAAGUUCAACAGAUGCCUUCCGUCACGUAUCGUUGUGUAUCGUGAUGGAGUGGGAGACGGCCAGCUGCACAGCGUGGUAAACUAUGAGGUCACCCAGAUCAUUGACUCCAUCAAGUCCAUGGGGCAAGACUACAUGCCCAAGCUGAGUGUGGUGGUGGUAAAGAAGCGCAUCAGCUGCAGGUUCUUUGAGCACUGCAAUGGAAAGAUAUGCAACCCACCUCCAGGGACUGUCAUUGACUCAGAAGUUACCCGUCCAGAAUGGUAUGACUUCUAUGUUGUGAGCCAGGCUGUCACCUUUGGAAGCGUGUCUCCAACCCACUACAAUGUUGUGUAUGACACCAGCGGACUAAAGCCUGAUCAUAUGCAGAGGCUCACCUACAAGCUUUGCCACAUGUACUACAACUGGCAGGGGAUCAUUGCAGUACCAGCCCCCUGCCAGUAUGCCCACAAAUUGGCCUUUCUUGUGGGUCAAAGCAUCCACAGGGAGCCCAGCAUGGAGCUGGAUAACCUCCUUUUUUAUUUGUAGAAGAAAGGUUGUUUGUUUUGUUCUUUGACCUUGUUUUUGUCAGGCCUUGACUUUGAUUUAUGUUGCUCAGUUUUAUGUUUUAUACCACCAUUUUCCAACAACAAUGGCAUUUGUUUUUUCGAGGAAAUUUAAGCCAAUGAAAAGAAUUUAAUUCUGUUAUUUGACAUUUGUGGACUUUCUACAAUGUAGAGUUGCAGCAACGACUACAAGGUAGUUUUUGUUGGAGUUUUUGAAAUUCCUUUGGCUGCCAACCAAUCCAGGGUGUACCCCACCUCUUGCCUGAAGUUUACCCUUGACCCUGAAGAGGACAGGUGGUGUAGAAAAAAUGUGUAUUGUUUAAUGAUUUGUUACAAGGUUGCUAAAUUGAGCUUUUCAUUAAAAGAUUUCAAACCAG
Messenger RNA from Dunckerocampus dactyliophorus (ringed pipefish), 3147 nucleotides. RefSeq names its product piwi-like RNA-mediated gene silencing 1 (gene piwil1). Lineage: Eukaryota; Metazoa; Chordata; Actinopteri; Syngnathiformes; Syngnathidae. The coding region runs from base 189 to 2753 and encodes 854 amino acids. Gene Ontology annotation, biological process: regulatory ncRNA-mediated gene silencing. Gene Ontology annotation, molecular function: piRNA binding; protein binding. Gene Ontology annotation, cellular component: P granule. The transcript is spliced from 21 exons. The record is from RefSeq and is a predicted model, not a curated record.